Symbiodinium necroappetens is the source of this 885-nucleotide messenger RNA. Lineage: Eukaryota; Dinophyceae; Suessiales; Symbiodiniaceae. The record is from the annotation of a GenBank genome assembly.
AUGCCACUCCUCGUCCAGGCACCAGGGACAUGGGCUGGAUGGAGGCACCUCUGCUCUGCUGGGGACACGGGCAAACCAGCCCUAAAGGCUGAUCCCGUGACCAGAAUGCGCGCGUCUCGCAGGUCUCCAGUAGCUUCUGUGAUUCUUGGAAUGGUUGCUGGCAGUGCUAUCAAGCAGAGAUCUCGGGCUGCAGAGUCCGGUGAUUCCCGUAGGCGAGCUUUGGUCACCGGAGCAAAUUCCGGCAUCGGUUUGGCAACGGCCGUAGACCUGGCCUCUAAAGGAUGGGAGGUCGUUCCUCUAUGCCGCUCGAAAGAGAAGGCCCGUGAGACGAAAGAAGAUAUCGUGGACUUGGUGCCAGAGGCUGUGAUUGGUGAAGUUGAUGUUCCUUGCGACUUGGCAGACUUGCCAUCAGUGGCCAGGUGCGCCAAAGCCCUUUCGCGUUCGGCAGGGCAGUUUGAUGCAUUGAUUUUCAAUGCUGGUAUUGAUGGUGCUCCGCUCGAGAGAACUCCCCAGGGUCAGGAGCUUCAUUUCGCAGUCAACCACCUUGGACAUUUCGCUUUGUGGAUGGGAUUGAAGAGUUGUUUGGCUGAGAAAGUUCGGGUUGUGACAGUGACCUCCUCAGCUGCCUUGGAUGCAGAACUGGAUCUGGAUGAUUUGGAUUGGAAACGACGUGACUACGGAAGACAUGAGGCCUAUGCUGCAUCGAAGGCCUGUAACGUCCUUUUUGCUGAAGAGCUCGCACGACGAUUUCACGCGAAAGGUAGUUUCGCUUCAGCAAACUCAAUCGAUCCCGGGCCGACAGCCACGCAGAUCGUGCGAUACUCGCUUCCAGAGCGGGCAUUGCAGCGCCGAGAUAUGGAUCCUGGAUCCUGCACAGCUCGCUAG